UCAUGCGGUGGUGCCUGGUGCGGUCGGUCCCUGGAGCUUAGCGCUUGACGCCAGCGGCGCGAAGAAGGGUCGUGUGAACUUUAUGGGCGAGGGAGAGAAAAAAAGUGCGACUUCAACCCCGCCCGGGUGGAAAACUGCCUCGGUUCUGGUGGAAAACCUAAGAAUUGACCCCAACUAAGUUUCUGAGAAGUUCUUUUCCCGCUCUAUGGGCUGCGACUAUUGGAGUAGGCUGGCCACGCCCCUUUUCUGAAAGGCGAGGGAUGGUAUGCCAGCAGCCUCUAUGGCCCAAGAUCCAGUGAAGCUACAAGCGGAGGUGGAGCGGCUGGUGGCUGAGCUGCAGGAGGCAACGCGAGAGAAGGUCCAAGCAGCACAAUAUGGGCUGGCUGUUCUGGAGGAGAAUGGUGAGAUCAAGCAGCGCUGUGGAGAGUUGGAAAGUCAGCUGGAAGUGCUGCGCGUGGAGCUGGUCCACAUGAAGGAGGCUUUGGCCGAGUCCCACAGCAGUCAAAAACGGGCAGCCGCCGAUGGGGAGAGCCGAGAAGAGUCUCUGCUCAGAGAAACGGCGUCCAAAGAGGCCCGCCUGACUCAAACCAUAGAGGAGCUCCAGGGUCAUGUGAAGCACUUGAGAUCCCAGCUGGACAACACAGGGGUGGAAAAUGAGCGGCUGGGUGUGGCUCUGCGGGACUUGAGGAAGGAAUGCCAGACCCUAGAGUCUGAGAAGGUCCAGCUGCGUGAGGAGAUGAAGCAGGCCAGGGAGCGGGAACUGCGCCAAUUGCAGGACUGUGCCGAGCUCGAGGAAGAGAACAUCUCCCUGCAGAAGCAGGUCUCCGUGCUCAGGGGCACUCAGGUGGAGUUUGAGAGCGUCAAGCGUGCCCUGAGCUGCUGUGAGGAAGAGCUGGAGCUGGCUGGGACUCAGCUGCUAGAACUGGGCCGUCUCCGGGAGCUGGCGGAGCACCAACUUCAGGAGUCGCUGGAGGCUCUGCAGGCGGAGCGUGAGCAGAAGCAGGAGCUGCGGCGGGAGCUGGCUGUCCACGCGGGGGGGCGCCGUGACUCACUCAGCAGCUUGCAGGCCAACCUAGAGGGGCUCAGUCACAGCCACGGCGAGUGCGAGGAGCAAGACAGCGGCUUUGCCAAUGGCAGCGGCGUGGGCGGCAUGGCUUCCACGCCCCACAGCGUCCAGCCUGCGCCUGGCCUUGUUGGCGACCUCUUCAGUGAGCUUAGCUUGGUGGAGAUUCACAAAUUGCAGCAGCAGCUGCUGCAGGCGGAAAACGAGAAGGCCUCGCUGGCCUCGGACCUGCAGGACCUCAAGAAGCAGCUGACCAGCACCAGGGAGACUCUGGCCCAGCAGCAGUUGUGCAACAGCCGCCAGGUGGAUCAACUUCAGGCCCUGGAAGCCAGCUGCAGCGGUGGGGCGGGUUUGUCGUGCGGUGAGAGUGAGCGCUGCUGUGAGGAGUUGGAGAAGGCUCAGCUGGCGGUCUGGCAGGAGAAGGAGGCAGCUGCCCGACUGGAAACGGAGUUGCGCAUGGCCAGGAGGAUGACCCGGGAGUGUCAGUCGCGACUAGCGCAGGCCCAGGAGGAGCUUCUGGGCUUUUCUGAGGAGAUGGCGGCUCUCUACCAUCACGUUUGUGCCUGCCACAACAUCACCCCUCAGCGCGUGGUGCUGGACUAUUACCGGGAGGGUCGCGGAGCCCGGAGCAUGUGUAGGAGGCGGUCCUCCAGAAAGCAUCUACUCAUGGAAAUGGAGACGAGCAGCAGUGGGGACCAGUCGCCGGCUAGCAGCCCCGGCUCCCCCUGCGGCUCGGAGCCCCUCAGUGUGGCCAACCUGACAGCUGUCUUGCGUGAACAGCUGGGGCACCUGCAGGUGGCGCUUUCCCAGGCGCACCAGCAGAGCCCCAUGGGGCACGGCGCUGAGCUGGAGCGCGACAAGGAAGUCCUGGUGGAGGAGGUGCUGAAGCUGAAAUCCCUGCUGAGCACCAAGCGCGAGCAGAUCGCCACGCUCCGCACGGUGCUGAAGGCCAACAAGCAGACGGCAGAGGCGGCCCUCUCAAACCUCAAAGGCCAGUAUGAAAGUGAGAAGGUGCUGGUGUCAGAGACCAUGUCCAAGCUGCGUCAUGAGCUCAAAGCCUUGAAGGAGGAUGCUGCUACCUUCUGUUCCCUGCGCGCCAUGUUUGCCAGCAGGUGUGAUCAGUAUGUGAGCCAGCUAGACGAGAUGCAGCAACAGCUGGCAGCUGCUGAGGAUGAGAAGAAGACUCUGAGUUCCCUGCUGCGCAUGGCCAUCCAGCAGAAGUUGGCACUCACACAGCGGCUGGAGUCCCUGGAGAGCCCCGUUGAGGGGUCCCGGGGCAGUAGGAGGGCACUCAGACCAGCCAAGGGCAGUGCGAGAUGAAACGGCCAGUAUUCAGUGCAGGAUUUCCUGGCGAUUCUGACGUGGCUGUUCAACGUCCUCUGCGGUCACAGAACUCCCAUUCUUUUUUUGUGUAACAGGAAAGACUUGGUACCUGCAAGGUGAAGUCAGUCGAGGAGACCGCCGUCCUAGGAGGAGGCUCCCCAGCCAGAGGUCGCUUCCUACCCCUCUGUGCCUUCAGAUAUCUAGAAGAUGCCCCGUCUUUCUAGAUUUGCCUCUGGUGCUGUGUCCCCUAAGCGCCUCUAACGCUGUGCCUUUUUGUUAGCUCUAAUGUUAGUGACACUGAUGUUGGCCUUAAUGAUCAAUUUUUGACAGUUGGCUGAAGAGAGGUGGGUGGUCCCAAAUUUCCUUGACCUGCUGUACUCACUGGGCCCUUCUCUGCCUGCCUGCCUCCCCCACUGACACCCCCUCCCCUGGGAUUUUGCACAUAGUUAAUGUCGAAUUGCUGAUUGCACAGGUUGAAGGAAGAUGGCAAAUUAAUUCCAGGCAGUCUUGAGAUGUCUUUGGGGUGGGUACCAUCCUGACAUUAGCAGUGUAACAGCACAACAUAAUUUUGUUUGUAGUCUGAGCCUGGUUGUUUGCCUCAAAUAAAUCAUUGGCUUUCCUGGAUCUCCAGUCUUCCUUAACUACAAUCCAGCGCAUAGCCUUGCCCUACUCAGUACCCUUCAGAGGUAUUGGACUAUAAUUCCCAGGAUGCCUCAGUCUGCAAGUGCACAAGCCAUAUAAAAUCUCAUAACACAGGUAAAAAGAAAACA
This is a messenger RNA of Elgaria multicarinata webbii, 3156 nucleotides long. RefSeq names its product protein bicaudal D homolog 2-like. The transcript is spliced from 9 exons. Lineage: Eukaryota; Metazoa; Chordata; Lepidosauria; Squamata; Anguidae. The record is from RefSeq and is a predicted model, not a curated record. Gene Ontology annotation, molecular function: cytoskeletal adaptor activity; dynein complex binding. Bases 266 to 2383 code for a protein of 705 amino acids.